Messenger RNA from Mercurialis annua (annual mercury), 1265 nucleotides. Its product is annotated as protein SOSEKI 1. The record is from RefSeq and is a predicted model, not a curated record. The transcript has 5 exons. The coding region runs from base 375 to 1088 and encodes 237 amino acids. Lineage: Eukaryota; Viridiplantae; Streptophyta; Magnoliopsida; Malpighiales; Euphorbiaceae.
AGUUAGUUGGGGAAAUGUAUUUGUUGCGGGAAAUCUGACUUAGUAAUCAUAUUUGUAGUUUUUUCCUCCGUUUAAAUAGCUAUAAACAGGUUCUUAAGUUUGGGUUCCAUAUUAUCUCCAAGUCUCUUCUGUAUGUAGGAAAAACAUAUGAUAUCUGAAUGGUUGCAUAUAUGUAGGACUGCAAUUUUGAAAUGCGAUUAUAGCAAUUCAAGUACAAAAGGAAACAUAACAAGGAAUAUUUGAAUGUCUUGUUUUUGGACAUUUAGUGAAGCAGGCCGGCAACACAGUGACAAACGAUGAGUCUUGUCUCUAACUAUUAAGUAAUAAAUUGUGGGUUUGUUUGUUGCUGUUGUUGAUAGAGAACAAAUAUAAAAAUGGAAGGAUCAACAACAGGAGAAGUUAGGCGGGUUCAUAUCAUAUACUUCCUCAGCAUUAUGGGUCACAUGGAGCAACCGCAUCUCAUUCGGGUUCAUCAUCUCAAUCGCACCGGAGUCUAUCUGAGAGAUAUGAAAAGAUGGAUGGCCGAGUUGCGAGGAAAACAAAUGCCUGCAUCAUUUGCUUGGUCUUACAAGAGGAGAUACAAGAGUGGUUAUGUGUGGCAAGAUUUGAUGGAUGAUGAUCUCAUUACCCCAAUUUCUGAUAAUGAAUAUGUCCUCAAAGGAUCACAAAUUUCUUCUUAUGGGGAAAUCACAGAAAAUGUUAAGGUUGGGGAAGAGAAUCAAGUGAAAAGUUCAAGCCAAACAUCCCCAAAAGCUAGCACAAAAAUGUCACCUCUAUUUAGUUCAGAAGGAGAUGACAAGAAGAAGAGCAAAAGCUACUCAAAGAUGGUGCGAAACCUCGUUACUUGUGGGGCUGUCGAUACUAAUGAUAAUGCUUUGCUUGCGUUUAACAAAUCUACGACUCAACACAAUGCUCGCAGGCCGCGUUUUGAUCAACGCAACACCAAACUUAAUAAUCCCACAUGCUCGCAAUGCGGCAAGCGGUUCAAACCAGAGAAACUGCACAUGCACAUGCAGUCCUGCAAGGGAAUGAAAGCUUCUGCAAAGAAAAAAACUCAUUCAAUGAAUCAGCUCAUAUCUAUAUCAUGAACAACUAUACAACUACAUUUUUCAAUGAACAGCUUCAAAACAGUGCCUGCACAACAAUAGAUCGGCAACUUCAGCUUAUAUCCCAAAUUUGUAUAUUGUGAAUGAGAGAAAGCUGCUGCAAAUCAAAUUUGUAUAUUGUUAAUGAGAGAACUGCAAAUCAAAUUUAGUUUGCUAAAA